AUGCAAUUCUUAACUUCCAUGCUCGCUGCUUCCGCAGCACUUGCAACCAUCGCCUCAGCAGCCAGUGUUCACUUCGUCAACCAAGAUAACACCACCCGCACCUUGAUGUUCACCCCCUCCUUGGUCUUCUCCACAGGCAACGAGACCAUCAGCAACCUCACCAUCAAAGGACUCGCCGCCGUCAACCAAACCUUCCCCACAGGCUAUAUCGGCAACUGGUAUUCCCGUUCCGACGGCGCCAACAAUACGUCCGGCAUGCUCGGAGAAGUCUGCUUUGAUUCCUGGAGGGGCAUGACCUAUUUUGACGUCAGCGCCAUCGUCAACCCAGAUGACAACAAUGGUGUCAAGGAGAUGUUCCCUCUCGGAACCAAUACCCCCCUCUCCGGUUGCCAAAGCUUCCCUUGCGAUAAUGCAUACAACGCCCCAGAUGAUAUCCAAACCCAAGCCACCGAUUCCAACCAGCUCGUCUGUCUCAUUGGUAAUCUCGCCAGCUCCAAGCGAUCCAUCGGUGGGAAAUUCCACAAGGAUGCCGUGGCAGGUAAAAGAUCUAGUUCUAACUAA
Messenger RNA from Sclerotinia borealis F-4128, 561 nucleotides. Lineage: Eukaryota; Fungi; Ascomycota; Leotiomycetes; Helotiales; Sclerotiniaceae. The record is from the annotation of a GenBank genome assembly.